This is a messenger RNA of Selaginella moellendorffii, 1608 nucleotides long. Its product is annotated as hsp70 nucleotide exchange factor FES1. Lineage: Eukaryota; Viridiplantae; Streptophyta; Lycopodiopsida; Selaginellales; Selaginellaceae. The transcript has 7 exons. The record is from RefSeq and is a predicted model, not a curated record. The coding region runs from base 25 to 1182 and encodes 385 amino acids. Gene Ontology annotation, molecular function: protein binding.
GGCUCUGUUACUAGGUCUGGUGCUAUGGCGGAUCGAGGGAAGAGCGAGGAGGAAGACGCUGUGCCGGUGAAUGCGAUGAAGGUAUCUGGGCAGCCGGAUUGGCCGGGUCUCCUCAAGUGGAGCUUGUCGCGCAGCGAUCCCGGCAACCAGUCGCAAGAUCCGAAGAAGGAGCUCAGUGAGGAGGAUAGGAAAUGGUUCAUGGAAGCGAUGCAAGCAAACAGUGUGGAUAUUGUGAAACGUAUGAAGGAGAUAAGUCUCGUCUUGCAAACUCCUCGCCAGGUUUUAGAGGAGCAAGGAGUCUCGUCUCAAGACAUUGAAGGUGUGCUCGAGGAGCUUCAGGAUCACGUAGAAUCUAUCGACAUGGCAAACGACCUGAAGGCCGUGGGAGGAUUAAAUCCUCUGAUCGGGCUUCUGCAAGACCAGUACGCUCCGAUUCGUGCAAGAGCUGCCGAGGUUCUGAGCACGGUGGUGCAAAACAAUCCAAAGAGCCAGAACGACGUGAUGGAGCACAAAGGGAUGGAGGCGUUGCUCAACACCUUCAGCUCCGAUCCUGACGUAAAUGUGCGUGCCAAAGCACUGGGAGCGAUUUCUUCUCUAAUUCGAAAUAACAAACUUGGUACCAACGCGUUUCGUCUGGCAAACGGAUUUGGCCAGCUCAAGGAAGCUCUGUCGUCGGAUCAUUCCCGGUUGCAAAGGAAAGCAUUGCAAGUCAUGCACUACUUGCUUCAAGACAAUCCCAAAGACAACGUCACGGCAGCAGAGCUGGGUUUUCCACCCCUCUUGACGAAGCUAGCACGCAGCAACGACGCGGAUAUCAGAGAGGAGGCCUUGCAAGCCAUGGUGGACGUGUCUCACAACGACAAAGCGUCGUCACUGUCGUGGGGAAGCGACCACAAGGGCUUGAAGGAUUUCCUCAAUGAGCGUAUGAGCAGCCUGCAGGACAUGAAACCGGAGGAUCUGGCCCCGAUGAGAGACGAAGGCGUCUUGCUGGACACGCUUUGGAGAGAUUGCUUUGGCCAGCCGUCCGUCUUGAGGCAGAAAGGACUUCUAUCUCUUCCAGGCGAUGACGAGCCGCCGCCAGACGUUGCAGGGGCGAUGUUCCAGCCGAGCUUACGAAACCUCGCCGCUCAGCAAUCCGAGGAGAAAAAAGAGCCGGAGCCACCUCUACUGCUCAAGCUCUAGUCUUUCUCCUCCGUACAGGUGCUGGGAGAUAGAAAAGCAACUUUUCUCCCGACACGACUUUUGGAGCGGUCGUCUGCAUGGAAUGGUUCAGGUCGACUGGAGCCUAGAGUCUCAUGAUCAUAAACUAAGGUACAUUCGAGUCAGACGACUUUUCUUUUGCUGUAGUCUUCCGCUUUUUUCAAUGAACAGAGGUCUAGAAGCAGGCCAAGUAUUUGUUUGACGGCGAGAAAAACGCGAUGUCGUUGACAAACUCAAAAGAGGCAUUGUCAGGAAAAAAAAUAUCCCCGUCAAGUGAGCAUCGAAAAAAGUCAAAGCAUAGCCUCGACAAAGAGUUGAACCUGGCGAGUUCCUUUCACACGUAGUCAAACGCAGUAAUAUGGUGGGAUGUAUAAUAACUCAUGUUAACUAGUUGAGAAACCAUGGAAA